Puntigrus tetrazona (Sumatra barb) is the source of this 6038-nucleotide messenger RNA. RefSeq names its product synaptotagmin IIa (gene syt2a). Gene Ontology annotation, biological process: synaptic vesicle endocytosis; calcium ion-regulated exocytosis of neurotransmitter; regulation of dopamine secretion. The transcript is spliced from 7 exons. The annotation marks the transcript as partial. The record is from RefSeq and is a predicted model, not a curated record. Gene Ontology annotation, cellular component: dense core granule; axon; synaptic vesicle membrane. Gene Ontology annotation, molecular function: clathrin binding; calcium ion binding; phosphatidylserine binding. Lineage: Eukaryota; Metazoa; Chordata; Actinopteri; Cypriniformes; Cyprinidae.
UGCCCUCUGUUCCUCCGUCUUUUCUCUCGCUCUUCAGUGCCUCCAUGGGCCAUCAUCGCCAUCGCGAUCGUAGCCGUGGUCCUCAUUCUCACGUGCUGCUUCUGCAUCGUUAAAAAGACCUGCCUUAAGAAGAAAAAAGGCAAGAAGGGAAAGAAAGGCAAGGGAGACAUGGGAAUGAAGAACAUGAAGGGAGAGAAACAGGAAGAGGAUGACGAUGAAGAAGAUGUAGACAUGGCAAUAACUGAAGAGAAAGAGGAGGAACCGAAAGAGAAGGAGAAGCUUGGCAAACUUCAGUUCUCCCUAGACUACGACUUCUCUGACAACAAGCUGACAGUGGGCAUCCUGCAAGCCGCGGACCUGCUCUCCAUGGACAGCGGCGGCACCUCAGACCCGUACGUCAAAGUGUUCAUUCUCCCAGACAAGAAGAAGAAGUUUGACACCAAGGUUCACAAGAAAACCCUCAACCCCGUCUUCAACGAGACGUUUCACUUCAAGAUUCCGUUCACUGAAAUGGGAGGAAAGACUCUGGUCAUGUCUGUGUACGACUUCGACCGUUUCUCCAAGCACGAUGUGAUCGGUGAGGUGAAGAUACCCAUGAACACCCUGGACCUGGCACAACCCAUCGAGCAGUGGAGAGACCUGGACAGCGCAGAGAAAGAGGAGCCUGAAAAGCUCGGAGAUAUCUGCAUCUCUCUGCGCUAUGUACCUACAGCUGGAAAACUCACCAUCUGCAUCCUCGAGGCUAAGAACCUGAAAAAGAUGGAUGUUGGAGGACUCUCAGAUCCCUACGUGAAGAUUCACCUCCUGCAAAACGGCAAGCGGCUGAAGAAGAAGAAAACGACCGUGAAGAAGAACACACUGAACCCGUACUACAACGAGUCCUUCAGCUUCGAGAUCCCACAGGACCAGAUGCAGAAAAUACAAGCUGUGAUCACGGUGCUCGACUACGAUAAGAUCGGCAAGAACGACGCCAUCGGGAAGAUCUGGGUGGGCAGCAAAGCGCAGGGCACCGAGCUCCGGCACUGGUCCGACAUGCUGGCGAACCCACGCAGGCCCAUCGCUCAGUGGCAUCCUCUCAAACCCGAGGAGGAGGUGGAUGCCACGUUAGCAGCCCUCACUGCCAAGAAGUAAUCCUGCUCUUCUUCCUUCCCUCCCUCUCUCUCUCUCUCCUUUCCCUCCCCCUUUCAUUUCCUUCACUUUUCGACAUGCACAACACGUCAUCUUACCCAAUCAGCACUGAAUUACAGCCAUGGGCCGCCAGACUAGAGGUAUUAAAGAAGACCAGCUCCAACGAGAAAGCGUCUAAUGAGAGAGACUCUUCCCGCAGAUGUUCAGGCCGAGCUCGUAGGGGUGUAUAUCCUUGGGGUCCGUUCACAGAAGAGAUGUAAGCUCACAUUCACGACUAAAAAUAUCAUAAACAGCAUUCCAAAGUUUUCCAUCGGGGACCAGGGAUAAAAAAACACUGCCUCUUCCACUGCCUAAUUUAACACAUUCCUUCUAGAUUCUCUGGUCAUCUAGAUGAAAUCAGUUCUGUUGCUUUUGUCGAGUCUGAAAGGACAGUGAAGAAUUGUUUGUCAUUGUGAAUAAUUAAAUAAGUUAAUCAAAAAAAGUGGGAACGGGAGAGAUAGUUGGACUAGAUGCUCCUGCCCAGACAGAAGGAAUCUUUCAGGUGUCGAAUACACUGCCUGCAAAACAACCUCUUCUUCCAUUCUUCAGUUCCAGCCGGUCGGCUGGCUUCUUCCACUGCCCGACAUCCUAACAAACCCUGACAAAAAGGAGACAAGCCUUGAAACAUCGUGAAAUAAGCAAUUCGUAGCUGCCAGGGACGUCUUCCUGUUAGCAUCGGCGUAUUUGUUUCUUUGCUUUGAUUUCUUGUGGUAAAACGUAUUCUGCCUGAGCACUUUAAAUGAAGGUGUGUUUUUGUUCCAGUCAAUGCUUCGUUACUGUUACCUGCAGUUUUUGAUGUUCUGAAUCCUCUCCUUAAAGGAAUAGUUCGCGAAAAAACAAAAAUGAAGUCAUCAUUUGCUCACUUUUCUUUCUUACGGCGGCGGAAAACAAAAGGAGGAGUUCAAAAGAAUGUUCAUGCCGCUCUCUUCCAGCCCCGGCUAAUUCGUGCGACCUUUUGCCAAAUCGUUUAUAUUUGAUGAGUUGGGUUGCGAGUACGAAUCGCUCGCACCUAGCCCCGCCCCUAAAUCUAGACAAAUCGUAAAAAAAAAAAAAAAUCAUACAAGUGGGGUCGUACGAAUUUGUACGAUUUAGCCACCUCAUAAAAUACGUACGACUUGGUCAUGUGUCGUCUCUUCCAUACUAUGGAGGUGAAUGCUGACUAAGCUUAAAAAAUACAGUAUUUUCCAAAAAUCUCAGGAGAGAGCAGUGUGAACAUUCUUCGAAAUUUCUCCUUUUGUCUUCUACGGAAGAAAGAGGGAAUUUCAUACGGGUUUCGAAAAACAUGAGCGAACUAUUCCUUCGCUUUCGGUUUUCAUGUUAUUGUUUCACGAGAAGAGCUGAUUGAAGGCACUGUUACGUGUGUAUUUAACUGCACAUCUUACCAAACUGCUGAACUUAUUUGCACUACUGGAACUGCAUCCUGUACAUAUUGCUCUGUCGAUCUCGGUACACGCUUUUGUGACGGCGCAUUCUUGAGACGACUUGUCAGAGUUCGCAUUUGUUUAAAAAGGGAGCCUGUGUCAUUUGAAAGCUGCUUUAGGGCUUACCGUACGAGUCAUUGUGUGAGGAUGUGAGUCUCAGAAUAUCGUUUCGCUUAAGACCGACGCAGAGCUAAAUCUUUGCGCGUUUUAUCCUCAUAUUUCCCGGAGAAACUCUUUUGGCAAAGAUGAUACCUACUGAUAUGCGUUCGGUUAUGAAGUAGUUGGGAAAUGAAGCGAAAUUGCAAGCCUGAGUUGGAUCAAGAUUGUUGGAGCGUUAUUUAUUGAGUAGAGACUUUUCAUCCAGGCCAAAAACGACAUGUAGAGAGCCAAGAAUGGAUCUGAGGGAGACUUUGUUGUGUACAUGCCGUAACCCAAUAAAAACAAGUCGUUCUCGUGAGGAAACGUCACUUUAGCGGCUUUCAUCUCAUCACUGGAGCGUUACUCUACUCCCACACCGAGUCGGCAUUAAUGAAACGUCUGUCAUUGUAAAAAAAUUCGAAAACUGCACAAUAAAAGCGCAUCAGCUCAUGCUUUAUAUUCAAAGUCUGCAAAUCGCAUUAUAGACCGUUUUUGGCUUCAUCCGUUGAGUUAAAGUCAUUAGGUUCCAAAACAAGAUCGGACCCCUUUGCCUUUUAUUACAUGAGGGAAAAAAAAUUCUAAAUGUCUUUUUUUUGACAUACAAGUACAUAACGUAAUUUUCCAUUUUGAAUAUUGCCGUUUUGCGCCACUCGAACGAACGAAUGAAAAAAGCCGCUUCAGUGAGGUUUGCCGAACGAGGUUCCCACCGGAUAAAUGGAAGCUGCUCUUCUGACGGGCCGCGUUCAGUUGCAAUAACUCUGUGGUUGGAUUGAGAAACAGCGGGUACUUCCAUCUACAUUCACAGUGCAAGGUCAAACGAAUGUGUGCUUAGCGCUUAUCAGUCGUUUACGUGACAUCAUGCUUUCUUUCCCCUCUAGUAUCCGAUCGAAACCUUUUCUUUUUUUUUUCUUUCUUUGCCGUUACCGUCAUUUGUUCCGGUGCGAUCUCUUACACGGAUACGUCUCUUAUUUCAAAGGACUUUCACGAAAGGAAAAAAAAACCAAAAAACGCAAGCAACACCCCCCUUCCCGAACCCAUAGGCGUGUAGUUUGACCUAUAUAUGCAUAGUUCCUACUUUAUGAUACUGCAUGUUACAGUACAAAAAGAUGCGCAUGUUUCAGAGAUGAAGCAAAAAAAUAUAUUGUGUACCUAAGUAGGUGUUCUUUGUCAUUUUAAUAACAAAACGGAGGGGGUUAAAUACUGUGUAUAUUUUCUAAUCAAAUCAAAUAUGUAUUUAUUUUCUGUGAGUGGGUACUGGAGAGAAUAUGAAGUAUACUAGACUAAUCUUCAUUUUCAGAUUCAAUCCAUGCCUGGACAUCAUGAGCAAAUACUGUAUGUUAAGUGCUUCGUGUGAACUAAUAUAGAAUGAAAACGUAGCCGCAUGCUUGCCGUCUACUAAUAUUGUUAAGGAACAAAAUGAUGUAUUUAUUUAUUUAUUUAAAAUCAGUUAUUUCUAUUUAUUUUUCAGAGUAACGUUUGUAUGCGUCUUUGUCAGAAUCCGUUCGCAGGAAGUCAAAACUUCCCGCGGGGGGCUCCAAGUGGAUAUCCCCCCCCUCCUCCCAUCUUGUAGGAUCCUGUAAUCAGCAGAGUAUCUCUGUUGGAACUACGAUGUAAAGUUUCAGAAUCAUUAUAUUUAAAAGAAUUACACUUUAUUAUCUUUUUGGGUAUUUUUUCUUCAUCUUUUUCGCUGUCAGUGCCAACGAGAGAAGUCACGUUUACUGCCAUUUUAGCUGACUUUACGUCAUUCUUACGUGAUUUUUUCGGACCAACCGAUUUCUACCUUGGCAACAAAGUUGCCGGAGCACAAUACUAUCAAUCGCGUUAGAAAACUUGGAGUCCCCACUGUUUUCUAAAAAAAAAAAGCUUUUAUUUAAGAAUCUUUUACAUGAGAACAGCGUUUAACUAGCCAAUAAAUCGUAAGUUUGUGUGUGCGAGUGUGAAUAAGAUAAAGCCAUAAGACUUGAGCUAAAUCUUUGGAGCUCAGCUAUAUAGAUGUACUUAAGAUGAUCCCAAAACGUCUCCUUCCUUUCGUAGGCUGAUCAAUCUCCUCCACAUUCCACACAGUCUGUGAAGCUACGGGGCCACACUGUUUCCUAAGAUGUGCUAAGUUUAGCAUUAUUGGCAGUUCAACCUGAAAUAGUCAGUCUUUCGGUUAACAAUGUGUCGUCUUGAGGGGUUUUCUUUGAGUUUACGAUGAUUUCGGUGUAUGUUGGGUUUUAUAAUGCCUUGAUUUUACACAAAGUGUGCUAGGGACGUCUGGAUGAACUUCUACUGUACAUGUGGUCUUAGUUGUUGCCAUUCCACUAUGUACGUACACGCAUGCAUUUUUGGGCAAAGGGCAAUUCAAACCGUUCAUUUUUAUUAACAGUUCACAAGCCAGAGUUCAGUACGGGACAGAAGAUCAUUCGGAGCAGGAAUUCGGCUUAUCCGAGCAAUCAGCAUGGCGUGAGGUUUGAGUGCGAAUGCGUGCGAUUUUAAUAAUAAUGCAUAGGCCCUUUAAUAAGGAAUAAUCAUUUGUCGUGAGUUACUCGAGCACUGCCAUUCUGCCUCUACGGCAGCGUGCACAAUGAACAUUUAUUUGAAACAUUCCUGAUCGUAAACCACGGAGUCGUUACUUGCAAGCGAAGACAUUUGAGAGCAGUCCGAAAACUGCUGAUGGAGUCCGUCUCUAAGUUGCUCUCCAUGUAUAAAACCAGCUCGGUUAUCUUCGUAACUCUCUGUGACUGUUUUGUGUCAUACAAGUCAACGAGAAACCGCUCUAAAGCCCGUAACGGAGAUGUUCUCUUUAGUUUAGUUUCUUUCCGAAUGCUAGCUGAUGCCUUUAUGUCUGCUUGGGCGUGAUCACGUAGCAAAGUUCUGGGGAUAAAAGAAUCAAAAGCCUGCCAUUGUGUCUUUUUGAUUUGAUUCUUCUCUUGCACUUUUCAUUCUGCUUAUCUAGAGUUGUAAAACGCUCUUUUUUCUAUUUGUAUCUAUUUGUGAUGGGUUUCUUUUCUUUAGUCGGUGGGAGACUGUGAGGGCUCGUCCCUCAGGCUAUGUUUGUACCUGUUUCGGUGUUCUCGUGUGUGUGCGUGUGUUCAUGUCCGUAUUGUCGUGCCUAGUGUGGAUCAAUCGCAUGCUUUAGCCCUUGAUGGGACACUUUGAGAAAACGUUGCUCACAGACUCUUCCCACAACCCCCUAGUGGACAGUACAUGAGCAUCAGCAAUCCUUGUAAAGACGUCAAGGGAACCAAAUAGCUCUACAGAUUUACCAUGUGUGUUACCAGCUCUGUACUGAAACAAAUGAGAAAAUAAAGGCCUUUUAAUUACACUUAA